AUGGCACCUGUCGCCACCAACCCUGGCUCAACGUCACCGCCGCCAGUCAUCGAGAAUGCCCAAAGCGUCGCUCUGGCCAAGUCAGGUCAAGUCGACGGCAGCACAGCCGGCCUCGGCGCAGGCAAGACCUUCAGUCGACAGUCAGAGCUGCCCAAGCUACCCAUCCCAAAACUCGAAGACACAGCCAAGCGCUACCUGAGCAGUCUGGAGGCGCUGCAAUCUACCGAGGAGCACGACCAGACUAAGCAGGUAGUGGAGCGCUUUGUUUCUGGCGAGGGGCAGGAGCUGCAGAAGCACUUGGAGGAGUACGCUUCCUCCCGCAUCAGCUACAUUGAGGAGUUCUGGGAUGAUAGCUAUCUGCAGGCUAGCGAGAGUGUGGUCCUCAACUUGAAUCCAUUCUUCAUUUUGGAGGAUGACCCAACGCCUUCCCGCGGCAGUCAGCUGAUGCGAAGCACCUCGCUCAUUCUGGCGUCGCUGGCUUUCAUCCACGAUCUGCGUACGGGGACGCUAGAACCGGAUGCAGUGAGGGGCACGCCGCUGGAUAUGUACCAAUAUACUCGACUAUUCGGCACAGCGCGCAUUCCUACGGCGAAUGGCUGCAGGAUGGACAGCACGCCCGACUCGCGUCACAUCAUCGUCAUGCGACGGGGUCAGCUCUACUGGUUUGACGUCCUCGACGAGCAGCAUAGGCCUCUUCUCACUGAGAGGGCGCUGUUGGGUAACCUUCAGGCCAUCGUGCGAGACGCAGACAAGAUUGAUCCGCAAGACGUUGCCGCUGGAUCUAUCGGCAUCCUCACAACCGAGCAACGCAAGAUCUGGUCUGCUCACCGUGACACGCUGAGGGGCAACAAGCAUAAUGCCAAGUGCCUCGAUGUCGCCGACACUGCCCUCUUCGUGGUUUGCAUGGACGACAGCGAGCCCGACUCUCCCUCGGAGCUCUGCAAUAAUAUGCUCUGCGGCACCUACUCCCUCAAGAAUGGCAUUCAACAAGGUACCUGCACGAACCGCUGGUACGACAAGCUCCAAUUGAUCAUCUGCGCAAACGGGGCAGCGGGCAUCAAUUUUGAGCAUACAGGCGUCGAUGGUCAUACGGUGCUGCGCUUUGCCGGUGACGUGUACGCUGAGUUGAUUUUGCGCUUCGCCAAGUCAAUCAACAAUAGGACCAAAAGUCUGUUCCAGGCUGUGACCAGUCCAUACGCGAGGGGCACAGCGGGGAAGAAGGCUCAGGGUGGAGAGGUCGAUCACGAGAAGAUACAGGAGGUGGAGCUGGUCACUGCGCCCAAGCGGCUGGAGUGGGAGCUCACUCCCAGCAUCGCCGCUGCGAUCAAAUACGGCGAGACGCGCUUGAGCGACCUCAUCUGCCAGAAUGAAUGCCAAGUGCUCGAGUACACCAAGUACGGUAAGAACUUCAUCACCCGACAUCGCUUUUCGCCCGAUGCCUUCGUUCAAGCCAGUUUCCAAGCGGCACACUACUCCCUCUAUGGGCGCAACGUCACAACCUACGAGCCCGCUAUGACCAAAGCCUUCCAACACGGCCGUACCGAGGCGAUCCGUACCUGCCAACCCUACAUGAGCGACUACGUCCAGUCCCUACAGGACCGUCGUACGGGCGCAGAGCAGCGCGAGGCGAAGCUGGACAAGUUGCGCAAGGCCUGCGAGGGGCAUGCGAAACUUUCGAAGCAGUGUGCCAUGGGACAGGGCCACGAUCGUCAUCUGUAUGCGAUGUACUCGCUGGCAAAAGAGGAUGUGGCCAAGGGCAAGAGGAAGGAGAUGCCAGAGUUUUUUACCGAUGGUGGGUUCAGCACGCUCAACCACACGAUCUUGUCGACGUCCAAUUGUGGCAACCCGGCGUUGAGGCUCUUUGGCUUCGGUCCUGUGGCGCCCGAUGGAUUUGGUAUUGGCUACAUCAUCAAAGACGAUGCCAUCUCGGUAUGCGCAUCCAGCAAGCACCUUCAAACAGGUCGCUGGCUGGCUGCCCUAGAGCAAUACCUUGAUGAUGCGGCCACGAUGAUCCAAGAUUCGUACAAUGCGGCAAACCGUCGAACCCAGGAGACGUACAUCGACCACUCUGGCGUCGAAUGCGACGUGCGUACAGGUCUGCCUGUCGGGAAUCGCCGCCUCACUGGUGGGGGUUCAGCGCAGAAGGCCUCGGCGAUGGGCAGUAAUGGGUACUCAGAUGACUACGACGAGGGGUACACGCCUGGUCAGCAUGGUGGCAGUGGAUACGGCUUCUUCGACGCAGGCGGGGGCCAGGGCGACGCUGCUGCUGCGUCAGAGUCGAAGGAGAAGGAGGGCAAUUCGGCGCAUAGGAGGAAUACGAGCAGACAUUUGAGCGUUGGAAGGAGGUUGCUAGAUGCUGAUACAGCGUAGUCGACCGGUCCUUCUUUUGUCGUUUGAGGCGCGAUAAUGGAUUUGAUUUGAGCGAGUGGAUCG
Messenger RNA from Jaminaea rosea, 2433 nucleotides. RefSeq lists its product as hypothetical. Lineage: Eukaryota; Fungi; Basidiomycota; Exobasidiomycetes; Microstromatales. The transcript is spliced from 4 exons. Bases 1 to 2370 code for a protein of 789 amino acids. The record is from RefSeq and is a predicted model, not a curated record. Gene Ontology annotation, biological process: carnitine metabolic process. Gene Ontology annotation, molecular function: carnitine O-acetyltransferase activity. Gene Ontology annotation, cellular component: mitochondrion.